AUGACCCGCUUCGUAUGCCUCAACGUCCCUCAAUGUCUGGCAUGUGUCAAAGUCUUGCAAUCGCACAGGCAAGGCAAGAUUAUUUUCUCGAGUCAAGGAACGAUUCACUUCCAAGGCUUUUGUAUCACCCAUCUCCGUCAACCCAUCGCCAUGGAACCCCAUAGAAAGCCGAUUGCCACAGGCCAUUCGCCCUCUCCAGGAGCGGACAUGACGGAAAUGAUUGCGAAAAUACGAACAGAGCUAUGCGAGCAGUGGUUGCCUCGACGAGUGGAGAAAUGGGGUCCAUUGAGGGCUGAGGAGAACGCGCCACCAUCUUGGACAGCCUCAAUCACGGCCAAGAUCGGGACUACAGUUCAUUACAUCACCUGCCCCGGACAUGUCGGAUCAGAGGCGUGCGGAGGGUUCUGGAGCCGAAGAAGCCGGUCUGCUGCAUCCAAAGGCCUUCAUUGCGUAUAUGGAGGAUGGGUUUUCUUCAACGGUAACACAAUAACCGAUGUGCAGCCAAUUCCAAGUUGUGGCGCUGCCGAGGUGGUAAAGAGGAAGUUGCCGGACCUGAGACGACUGUGGGCGGAACACGUGCUGUCCACAACCGCUAUUCAACCAGAGGUUGGACACGUCGACUCGACCGGAAUACUUGACCCAAACAUGCUGGAUCAGGUCCGCGAGAUGGUGAACAAGGCAACAGCGCAUAGAGAUGGAGAGGGAGUGACGGACGGGCGAGACCCCGACAUGGCGAGGGCAAAGCACCUGGGAAAGGGUUCCGGCGGAUGGACGGGCGUAACUGAGAAUGGCACUGUGCUCAAACGUGACUCUGGGGCCCGAAAGAUUGGAAACUACAAUGACCGAUACGACUCCGAGCCUGGUGGGGUGUGGCGAAGAGGUGAUUUGGAAGUUUGGUUUGGUUGGAGUGGCUGGUCUUGCUUUGUGUCCAGGGACAGUAGAUGGAGACCUGCCUACCAUUUGGAACUCCUGCUUGCUAAUAUGUCCACAGCGAUCGACUACGGUACUACGAGAGCAGCAUACCGCGAUUGGCAAGCGAGUUGGAUGCAGGCUGCCGAAUGGCUGUGGCUCAACGUGCCUCUCGACGUCACCCAACGAUGUGUAGAGGUUAUGAAUGGUGACGCUGCGGAAUUGAUCAAGACGGAAUUGCAGCGUGUCCGAAACUUGAAGCCGAAAAAGUAUGUCCCGGAUCAAGCGGACACCCCCGCACGAAUGGAUCGAUUGCUUCGAGACAGGGCGGGUGGAUUCAUCGCUUACCAUACAGUUGGGGACGAGCUGCAUAUGGCGCGAGGCAUCGUGGCGGCUUGGGCUAUGUGCGCACUCAAUGACAUCCUUGAUUACGAAAGAGACAUCUUGUGUGGAGAGACCAACAACCUUGUGAGAAGUCUCACAAGUGAUCAACAGGUGGUGGAUGCUGCGGCGUGCAUCCUCGACGUCCUGCAAUGGGCUAUGGAUAGCUCUGACUACGAUCUGGCCGACAGCAUUGUUGGCACAAACGCAUUCUACCUGGUGUUCUGGAGAUAUAACGUUCCAAGGCUGGCCAGGUACGAUGCGAUCAACAUUCAGCACGCGGAGCCAAACACGCCGCCUGAGUUGGAACAGAUUUCGAAGAUAGUUCGGCCGGGUAUGGUUAGAUCAAGCAAUGAGCUCAGUUCCUAUGGAAUGUUAUACAGCAAGGUCAAAGCGAAGGUUCGACAGUUGUAUUGGGGCUGCAGCUGUUCCAGCACCCAAUGCGAAGGUCAUGACGCAUGGAGGCUCCUUGCAAGGCUUAUGGAUGAUGGGGCAGAUGACGACAUUGAGGAAGCCUUACUUCUUGCCUUGGUUGCUUUGAACAAUGGGGCAAAUGACGGUGAUUUGGGAUGCGAGUGCGGGAUGGAUUUGUUGUUGUACGAAGGUUUCGUUCGAUUCUUUGAUCCGGAGACCGGGAUCGUCGCAAGGAUGCAUUACAGGACUGGCAUCCUCGAUCUUGGCAACACAGUCACAGAGUAA
Messenger RNA from Purpureocillium lilacinum, 1989 nucleotides. NCBI's taxonomy places the organism in Eukaryota, Fungi, Ascomycota, Sordariomycetes, Hypocreales, Ophiocordycipitaceae. The record is from RefSeq and is a predicted model, not a curated record.